Suillus discolor is the source of this 958-nucleotide messenger RNA. RefSeq lists its product as uncharacterized. The coding region runs from base 1 to 597 and encodes 198 amino acids. Lineage: Eukaryota; Fungi; Basidiomycota; Agaricomycetes; Boletales; Suillaceae. The transcript has 5 exons. The record is from RefSeq and is a predicted model, not a curated record.
AUGACUUCUGCCGCGCGUAAUAAUUUUCCACUUCUACUUCUGGGGUCUUUGAGUUCAAAAGGGACUGCUUGGAGUAUCAUCCUACGUUUGCCAAAUCCUGGGAAGUUUUCUGGAAGUUCAUUCACUCUUAAGUUUUCGAUCUCUCUAACCCUCACGCAACUCGGAACUACUGGCAGGGGAUUAAGGGAUAUGACAUUUCUCCUGAUGCCUCGUGCAAAUUCUAUCUCUUAUGGACAACUGGCAGCAUGCUGUUCGUCUCUCGUUACGAUUAUUGAAAUUGAGCGCAGGCGGGAUCCGGGACCUCAUCGUGAGCUAAGUGUCACGUACCUGCCUAUCUGGAAAACUCGUGGUUUCGAUUUGCAAGGACUGAUAGACCCGCGGCUGAACAAGACCCUGAAGUUUGCAUUUACGAAUACUGAUUGUGAGUAUUUUAUCGAAGCAGUCGAAACGGUAAUGUUGCAUAUUAGCAUCAGGCAGACAGCUGAUUCGAUAGCAAAUGACCUGAAUGAUGGUCAUUCAACAUGGCAGAUCGAGGUGUUCCUUCCAGAUCCUAAUGCGCCAGAGGUGGCCAAACCAGAAGCAAAGCUUGCUCAGUGACGACGCUCACCCGAACACUGAUAGCUCAUACGUGAGAUUGGCAUGAUAAUCCACCGGAGUUCGCAAUCUUUUCGGUUCCUGUGCAACGACACUAUUAGACCAGACUUCUCGACGCAUUGUCAAAUGAACUUCUGUGCUUCGGAAUUAAGCUGAUUUGGAGAAGCUUCCCUGCUGUCCCCUUUAUCUCUGCCGCACCACAGAGCCACUACUGUUGACUUGCCGUAUGGUGCAGCAGAAGUGAGCGGUCCGCGAUUUUUCGCUCCCGUUCUGACCAUACUAAUAGCUACAUCAUUGCCUGCCUCUAUUGUCUGAUAAGGAGAGAUCAUUUGCAAACUCAGAGCUCAUGUUUUUUCGCACAUCC